Molecule: messenger RNA, 1218 nt
Organism: Tupaia belangeri chinensis (Chinese tree shrew)
Lineage: Eukaryota; Metazoa; Chordata; Mammalia; Scandentia; Tupaiidae
Gene: MORN4
Product: MORN repeat containing 4
Exons: 6
Coding region: 589-1029 (146 amino acids)
Biological process (GO): response to axon injury
Cellular component (GO): cell projection
Source: RefSeq, a predicted model, not a curated record
UGUCUGUAUUCGUGCAAUCACGCAGUCGUUCAUUAAUUGAAUACCUAUUGUGUUCAAAGUGCUUGGGAGACAGCAGUGAAGCAAGGAAACAAAAAACUCUGAAAAACCUCAAGAAAAGGUCUGUUUUAAGUCCCAGCUCUGGCUCAGCCAGGGUGGUGCAGAAGGCUGCCCUGCAAAAUUGGAGGCCGUAUGGAAGAUCGGAUUCAAUUCCCAGGUGGACUUAUAGAUGCCACCAGGCGCGCGCACUGUGCAGUGAUCCUGGCUCUCUGAGAGGGCUUGAGGGAGAAUGGGUCACGAGACCCAGUUGAGGAUGCUUGUGUUCCUCUUUCUCUCAUGAAAAGAAGAAAGAAAUUUAAAAGAAAAUCCCAGUUUUCCUGCAGCCUACAGAGUGUCUGGCUAAUUGAUCUAUACUGAAUUGAGGAAUGAUAUGGUCCCAGUAGACUGAAAGGUUCCAGAAGGCAGGAAGCCCCGUGAAGCGUUCCGAACCUCGCAUCACUCCGGACUCAUCGUUCGGUGAAUGAACACACAGCUACACGGAUUGGUGUGCGUGGCAUUUGUGCCCAUCGUUGUCUUCUGUAAGCUGUCACCAUGACCCUGACGAAAGGCUCCUUCACCUACUCCAGUGGGGAGGAGUAUCGCGGCGAGUGGAAGGAGGGCCGCAGGCAUGGUUUUGGUCAACUGAUGUUCGCAGAUGGGGGCACCUACCUGGGUCAUUUUGAGAAUGGGCUCUUUAAUGGCUUUGGGGUCCUGACCUUCUCAGACGGCUCAAGGUACGAGGGGGAGUUUGCCCAGGGCAAGUUUAAUGGCGUCGGAGUCUUCAUUCGACACGACAACAUGACCUUUGAGGGGGAGUUUAAAAAUGGCAGAGUAGACGGUUUUGGCCUGCUGACCUUCCCCGAUGGUUCCCACGGGCUACCUCGCAACGAAGGCCUGUUUGAGAACAACAAGCUGCUGCGGCGGGAGAAGUGCCCCUCCGUCGUCCAGCGGGCCCAGAGCGCCUCCAAGUCGGCCAGGAAUCUCACCGCCUGAGCGGCCCUGGCCCGCCCACCGUGCUGGGGAGGCCCAGGCCCUGGUCACACCAAGUGAUCCGCGACGGGAUGCGAAUGGCCGGGGAGCAGGAGCGUGCGACCUGCCCCACACCUGCCCGUCCGCAGUCUGAUCGCAGGGCCACGCUGAGGGCUCUGGCCUGCAGACCCGAGCGCGGGAGCAGCUCUGCCC